Messenger RNA from Trypanosoma conorhini, 2145 nucleotides. RefSeq lists its product as uncharacterized. NCBI's taxonomy places the organism in Eukaryota, Euglenozoa, Kinetoplastea, Trypanosomatida, Trypanosomatidae. The coding region runs from base 1 to 2145 and encodes 714 amino acids. The transcript has a single exon. The record is from RefSeq and is a predicted model, not a curated record.
AUGGCCUCCAGCGGUGCCUCUCAGCGCCGCACCACGAGCUCCUCGCCGCUAGCGAGUACGCCGCCCGUCACGACGACGACGACAACGACCACAACGAUGGGGACGCUGUCAGGCUCAGACCCCAGGCAGCAGCGGCGGGGGUUCCUCGCGUCACAAAACCCGGCGGUGGCCGCGCCGGCGGCAAACACGAACACAAGCAGCGAGACCCAGCGCCCGCUUUACUCCGACGUCGGCGAGCUGCCGGAGGAGAUUCUCUCCUACUUUGAGCACUGGGCCUCCCCGACGGAGGUCCUCCAGCUCCGCGCGCUGUGCAGCGAUGUGGUGAGCAAUUACAAGCACGAGGCGACCCGGCUGCUCCGCGAGCUGGAGGCGGUGAAACAGGGGCGGGAUGCGCUGCAGCGCGAGGUGCAGGAGACGCAGAGGCUGCGGCAGCUGUACGCCAAGUCGGACGCCGAGUACGAGAAGGCGCGCAGGGAGCGCGCAGAGUGGAGCGAGGAGCGUGAGCGGCUGCGGCUGCGGCUGCAGCGGCUGAGCAUUGAGAACCAACGGCUUCAGCAGCUGCUUGCCAGCCGGAGUCGCGGCCACGACCCGCGUCCUCUGCGUGCGUGGGCGACGGCUGCGCCGCUGGUUUUGGGUGGCGGGAGCGGUGGCGCGGCGCUUACCUCCACAACCACGCCACUUGCCACAGGCUCCUCCAUGCCGACACCCUCGCCCAGUUUGAGCUCAGUCGCGGAGCAAGCGCACAGAGGCCCCGGGGCCCAGCGGCCGCGACCACAGCAGCAGCAGCCCCCUCAGCCGGCGGAGUACGACGCGGGUACUGGUGGCAACAGCAGCAGCGGCAUGGGCGAGGAGUACUACUACAGUGGCAGCAGCAGCAGCGGCGGCAGCGGGGAUAUUAACGGGGCAUUGCGGGAGCAGCUGCGCCUCAUCGAGGAGCUCCACCGCAGCUCCACGGAGUACGCGGAGCUGGACGCCCGGUUUCAGUUUGCCCAGACGCUCUGGGACCUCACCGCCACGCGGUGGGAGCGGCGCUCGCUGCAGCUCGUCACCGAGAAUGAAAAGCUGAAGGGCCAGGUGCGGCACUGGCGGGGUCUCGCGGAGGACACCGCGGCCCGUCUCGACGCCACCGCGGCGCAGCUGCGUGACCGCCGCGACGAGGUCGAAGAGGCGCGACGGGCGCUGCAGGCGGCCCACGAGGAACGACAGGCGGCCGUGGCGGCGGAGCGAGGCGCCGCAGAGGAGUCCACGGCGUCGCUCAAAGCCGCCCACGCGGAGGAACUCGCGCGCGUGCAGCAGCAGCUGCAAUCGGCGCUCGACGACUCCGCCCGGACGCGUGAGAAACUGCAGGGGGCGCUGGACGCGGCACAGCAGAGGGCGGACGCGCAGCGACAAGAGCUGCUGGCCGCGGUGAAGGCCACCGAGCAGAGGUGCGGCGACGCACUGCGCGCCAGAGUUGGCGUAGAGACGGCCCUGACGGCGGCAGUGGCGUCGCACGAGCAGCAGCAGGCCCGUCUGGAGCACGAGCUGCAGCUGCUUCGUUCCGCCCAGGCGUCCGCGCGGAGUAAGUGGGAGGAGCAGUCCGCGCUGCUGACGACGACGCAGGAAGAAAACACGGGACUGACGGCGCGGUUGGUGGAAAUGGAGGCGGGGGCGCAGACGGUGGCCGCGCAGCUGGGCGCGGCGCUGGAGAAACUGCAGCAGGCCGGCGAGUUGGAGGCGGCGUUGGUCAACGCGCGUGCCAGGGCAGAGGAGGCGGAGUUGGAAGUGCAGACGCAGCAGUCCUACUACGCGGAGCAGCUGCGGGUGCACCAGACCGCGCUGGCGGCGCUGCAGCGGAAGCGGGACGACGAGGUGCAGCGAAUGGGGCGCGCGGUGGAGCGGCUGCAGCGGCGUUACGCGUCGAAUAAACUGCGGCUCGCCGCCGCAGUGAAGGGGAUGUGUCAAGCCGCCGAGGCGACGCCCACGUCACCGCUGGCGGCGGCGGCAGGACAAGACGAACAGCCUUCGGCGCGACCGGGCGGGGUGCGGGAGAGUUUCUUGGCGGGGGCGUCUACGGGGCCGGACGCCGUCGCGCUGCUGCAGCAGUCGGCGGCCAUUGCGGCCACGCUGGCCCGCACCCUGCAUCGUGGGACCCAGGCAGCAUAG